CUCGGGAGUUCGGAGGAUCUUCCUUAUUCAAGCUGUGAAGCGAAGAGGAGAAAAUAGUUUACAUCUAUUAUCGGAUUAUUUAAUCCAUUUUCAGACCUCCAACAGCACCAUGGUUGUCAUUGAGAGGACGUUUUCUCUGAGCAGCAGCUCUGGAAGCCAGAAUAGAAACUCCACUCUGGACCAGCAGGAACCUCCUCACAUUAAAGUGGAACAUGAGGAACCAGAACCCCAACAGAUUAAAGAGGAGGAGCAACGAGAUCAUCCAAAGAUUAAAGAGGAGGAGGAACUAGAUCACCCACAGAUUAAAGAGGAAGAGGAAAUCAACACUUGUGAGGACUUCGAGCAGGAGACUGACGCCUCUCUUCAAACUGUGACUGAUGAGAAAAUUGACUCACAGCCAGAUGAAGAGCUUCACCUUGGUAACCCUGUGCCGGCUGUGAGUCACGACCAUCAAAGAACCUGUGAGGAUUCAGGGCCACAAAGAAAUGAAGACCCUACAUUAAACAACACAGUUCAAACAGACAGGAGGGAUUAUUGUGAUAUAUGUCAGAAACAUUUCAAACACAGUCAAAGAUCAGUAAAAGCCCGCAGAAUUCACAAACGUGAGAUGCCAUGUUUUUGUAAACUGUGUGGAAAAAGUUUCUGUCGGACUGAACAUUUGACUCUCCACAUGAGAACUCACAAAGGUGAGAAGCUGCAUUCAUGUGAAACAUGUGGGAAAACAUUUGAUAGAAGUAGUCGUUUGACUGUCCACAUGAGGAUCCAUACAGGUGAGAAGCCUUAUUCUUGUGAAGUAUGUGGGAAAUCAUUUGUUCAGCGACAACAUUUAUCUGUCCACAUGAGGACUCACACAGGUGAGAAGCCAUAUUCGUGUCAGACAUGUGGGAAAUGUUUCAGUCGCCACGACAGUCUGACACUCCAUAUGAGGACUCACACAGGUGAGAAGCCUUAUUCUUGUAAAACGUGUAGAAAAACUUUUCGUUACAGUAGUCAUUUAUCUGCCCACAUGAUGACUCACACAGGUGUUGACCCUUAUGCUUGUGAAACAUGUAGAAAAACUUUUUGUUCCAGUCAUGAUUUGACUGUCCACAUGAGGAUCCACACAGGUGAGAAGCCUUAUUCUUGUGAAACGUGUGGUGAAGCUUUCCGUUACAGCUUCCAGUUCACUGCCCACAAAAGGAUUCACAGGGAUUAAAAGCUUUUUUCCUGUAAAACAUGCAAAAAGUUUCAGUAAUAGUGGAAAACUGACUGUCAACAUAAAGAUUUACACCGGUUAGAAGCGUUUUUCUUGUUCAAAGGGGGAAUUGUGUCAGUGAUCAUUUGGCACUCCACGUCAGGAUUCACCCUGGUGAGAAUGAGAAAUAGUUUUGAAGGACAUCUGGAACCGUUAUGUUAUUUUAAUGUUAUUCAGUUUGUUUCCACUCGUCGGACAGUGAGUCAUGAAAAUUAAUGCACCUCGCUGUGGGAAGUUUUUCCAUCACUUUCUAUUUUUGAAUUAAUCAAAUGGCCUGUUUUACAAUGAGACAAACAGGCUAUCAGGCUAUCAAACCUCUUUUAGACUGCAUAAAUGAAACCAAAGCAUGGAUGGCAUUGAAUUUUCUUCAUCUCAAUCAAAGUAAAUGUGAGGUUAUUGUUUUUGGUCCCAGUUCACCACACAUGUCCCCCUCUAUUGACCUUGGUUUUCUGGAGCCAUUAGAGAAGCCCGUUGUUUCCAACUUGGGGGUCAAAAUGGACCCGGAGCUUAAAUUGGAUCAACAAAUCAGUGCCGAUGUUCAGUCUAGUUUUUUACAGCUAAGACAACUGGCCAAAAUUAAACAUUUUCUGUCGAACCAACAAUUUGAAACGGCGAUCCAUGUAUUCAUUACAACCAGACUUGACUACUGUAAUUCACUGUACGCUGGUGUGAGUCAGAAUGUGCUCAGCCGCUUACAGAGAGUCUGAAACUCUGCGGCUCGACUCCUCACUGGAACACACCAAUAUGACAGCAUCUCACCUAUAUUAGCAUCACUCCACUGGCUUCCAGUGGCUUUUAGAGUUGAUUUUAAAAUCCUCUUAUUUACUUUUAAAUGUUUGCACGGUAUGGCUCCUUCCUAUCUCACUGACCUGGUUCACCUAUAUGUCCCGUCUCGAUCUUUAAGAUCAGAAGAUCAGUUGCUGCUUGUGGUCCCUAAGACAAAACGCAAGCUUCGUGGGGACCGUGCGUUUUCUGUCACUGCUCCACGACUGGGGAACCAGUUGCCUUUGGAGAUUAGACAGGCUGAGUCACUGAAAGCUUUUAAAUCUCUUUUGAAAACACAUCUUUUUUCACUGGCUUUUAAUCAAUGAUGUUCUUAUUGUUAUGGAUUGAUCAUUUGUUUUUUGCACUGUCUGCUCUUAUAUUGUAUUUUGUGAUUUAUAUUUGUCUGUGUACAGCACUUUGGCCGGCUGUAAAGUUUUGAAAGUGCUUUAUAAAUAAAGCUGGUAUGGUAUGGUAUAGUAUGGGAGAGCAGUUCUGCUCAUAUGUUAGAAAUGUAAAUAAAUUAUGCUUUC
Salarias fasciatus (jewelled blenny) is the source of this 2529-nucleotide messenger RNA. Its product is annotated as zinc finger protein 239-like. The transcript is spliced from 2 exons. NCBI's taxonomy places the organism in Eukaryota, Metazoa, Chordata, Actinopteri, Blenniiformes, Blenniidae. The coding region runs from base 110 to 1195 and encodes 361 amino acids. The record is from RefSeq and is a predicted model, not a curated record. Gene Ontology annotation, cellular component: nucleus. Gene Ontology annotation, biological process: regulation of transcription by RNA polymerase II; embryo development. Gene Ontology annotation, molecular function: DNA-binding transcription factor activity, RNA polymerase II-specific; RNA polymerase II transcription regulatory region sequence-specific DNA binding.